Messenger RNA from Rotaria sp. Silwood1, 735 nucleotides. The record is from the annotation of a GenBank genome assembly. NCBI's taxonomy places the organism in Eukaryota, Metazoa, Rotifera, Eurotatoria, Philodinida, Philodinidae.
AUGAUGAUAAAACAUAUAAAUACAGGUCCUGUUGUUACAUUUACUUCAUCUGAAGAUUGUAUCAAUUAUAUAAAUUCAUUGAAAAAUAUAAAUCAACAAGUUUGUUUAAUUACAUCAGGUUCAUUAGGUGUCACUGUUAUUCCAUUAAUUCAUAAUAUUGAUCAAAUCGAAUCAAUUCUUGUUUUUUGUAUAGAAAAAACAAAAUAUGAAUAUAUGCAAAAACGUUAUAGAAAAAUUCAUCAUAUUAUAAAUACACAUAAAGAAUUAAUAAUUCAUUUACAAAUUCAUCUUAAAUCAAUUGAUCAAUCUGGAUCAAUAGUAAAUAUAUUUGAUAUAGAAAAAUUAAAAAUAUUACGUAAUUUUAAUUCUAUAUCAGAUUCUUUUCAUCUUAAAUAUACAAUAUUUGAUGAAAAUAAGCAAUAUUCAAUGCGUGAUAUUUCAAAAACAGACACUUUCUUUUUAUGGCUUAAAUUACUUACAAGUGUUUUACAAAAAGUUCAUCAUACACAUAAUACAAUGAAAGAAAUGUUAGAUGAAUGUCGAGAUUAUUAUAAAGAUAAUAUUGAAGAAUUAAAUAAAAUAGAAGAAUUCAAUCAAAAAUAUAAAAGUGAAGAUGCUAUUUAUUGGUAUACAACACCAACAUUUGUAUCAAAACUUAUCAAUAAAGCAUUACGAACAGAAGAUUUUCAUGCACUUUAUAUAUGUCGAGCUUUUAUUGCUGAUUUAUCUGAAUAA